This is a messenger RNA of Mercenaria mercenaria, 2290 nucleotides long. Its product is annotated as phosphatidylinositol glycan anchor biosynthesis class U protein-like. Lineage: Eukaryota; Metazoa; Mollusca; Bivalvia; Venerida; Veneridae. The transcript has 12 exons. Gene Ontology annotation, biological process: attachment of GPI anchor to protein; protein localization to cell surface. Gene Ontology annotation, cellular component: membrane; GPI-anchor transamidase complex. The record is from RefSeq and is a predicted model, not a curated record. Bases 19 to 1335 code for a protein of 438 amino acids.
ACCUCCAUUUUGAAGAGUAUGGCUUCAAACGUCGGCCUCGGUGUUUGCCUUGCGAUUGGCGUAAUUUUAAGACUGUCAUUGUUCAGAACAGACAUUCCACAAUGGUUUUCAAAUCGCGUGGAAAUAAGUAAUGCCUUGACAUCUUGGCAGAAAGCUUUGGAUGGAAUUUCUCUGGCAGAUAACGACAUAUCACCAUACAGUGGGGACCUCUUCCAUGAGACUCCUAUCAUGCUAAGAGUUUUCAGUUUUGUCACCAAGUUGAUGCCAAAUAAAAUACACUAUUUCUUUGUGUUUAUAGAUAUCCUCAGUGGACUGGUUAUUGCGAGUAUUGGGAAGCACUUCAGUAGAUACUUGUUACAGAAACAGCUGUCAGAAGUGAAGAAGUAUGCUGUUGGUGUGGAAAAGAUCAUUGUGAAGAAAGAUGACGUGGAUGUGAUGCAGAUGUCGUUGGUUGCUGCGCACUUCCUGAAUCCCUAUAGUAUAGCAGUAUGCUUGGGCAAGUCUACAGCUGUAAUUAACAACCUCUUUAUCUACCUCUCCUUCAUGUUUAUGCUGAAAGGGAACCAGUGGUUGUGUAUGGCUGCUAUAGCAUUUGCCUCAUACCAGUCGCUGUAUCCCAUCAUGCUUGUUGUACCAGCUGCCAUCUUUUUCAAUACUAAGUUGUCUAAUGCUAAGAAAUCUAAGGAAUCGGCUACUGUACCAAAGUAUGGUGGGUCGGCAAUGAUUGGUAUAGCUUUAACAGCAGCCUUGUUCAUUGUAUCAUAUUUUAUGGAACAUUCCUGGAAGUUCCUUCAUGCAACCACUGGAUUCAUACUUGGUGUACCAGACCUGACCCCUAACAUGGGAGUAUUUUGGUACUUCUUUACCGAGAUGUUUGAGCAUUUCCGUCCAUUCUUCAUCUGUGUGUUUCAGAUCAAUGCAUUCCUAUAUACAGUGCCUCUAGCUAUCAAACUAAGAGAUCACCCAGUUUUCCUGGCCUAUGUUCUUGUCACGCUGAUGUCAAUAUUCAAAUCUUAUCCAAGCUACGCUGAUGUUGCGAUAUUUGUGACUUUACUGCCAAUGUGGAGGCAUGUCUUUACAUAUAUGAGAAACACAUUCAUUGUAACCAACAUGUUUUUAUGUUGUACGGUGCUGUCUCCUAUACUGUGGCAUCUUUGGAUAUACGCUGGAAGUGCCAACGCAAACUUCUACUUUGCUAUAGCUCUGACAUUCUCUACAGCUCAGAUAUUCCUGAUCACAGAUUUACUGUUUGCCUAUCUACGGAGGGAAUUUGAUCUCAAGAAUGGAAUCAAACAUAAAAUAGAUGGCAAGGAUGCUCAAGUGAUUCUGGACUGAACAUAUCAACUUAGGCAGGGAACCAGUUAAAUGUUGUUUCAUUUAUGACUGAAUAGCUUUAAGCAGUGUCUCUAUGGAAACCUGUAAUAUAACAGUAAUCAUCAGCUAAUCAGACAUUUCUAUUAAAUGCAGGGAACCAGUUAAAUAUUGUGUUGUCUGUGACUGAGUGGUCUGUGCCACUAUCAGAAAGGGAACCAGUCAAAUACUAGUUAUCAGGAACUUGUUUGAUCUUUAUACUAGUAUGCUGGGAACCUGUUAAGUGACUGAACAGGUUCAUCUGGUAUCCCAGAAAUUCCAAGCACAUAUCUAGAACCAGUCAAAUUCUUUCAUGCUGGGAACCAUUUAGCUGUGCGUUAUCAGAAACUGAAUAACUUCAACCUGUAGUUCUAGGAACCCUGGCACAUGAGCAGGACCAGUCUCUUCUUGAUAAUUUUAUUUUCUUGUUCUGUUUUUAUGGUAGCAUACAGUAUAUGAACUCUCUGUCUGUUGGUGAGUAUGUGUGUAACACUUCCUUGUGUACUUGGCUCAUACAGUUUCCAUCCAGCUGAAACUUGGUAUACAUCAUCUCUGUAAAUAUGAUGUGGGCAUGACCAUAUUGUCAAGACUGUCUUAUCUGAUUGUUUUUAAUAAUGUCCUUUGUUUAGACUUUAAAAUGUUACAACUAUGUCAGACUAUUGUGUUCUUAAACUGAAAUACUUGGUAUACAUCAUCAACAUGAAAUUGACAUGUGCAUAUUAAUAGGACUUUCAUGUUUGAUUUACUGCCCUGUUUUAUACAUCAUUUGUUAGCUCGUCAGCAUUUUCAUAGAGCUUGCGUCUGACAAUGUUUACAUCAUUCAUGUUACAUUGUGUUUUUUUAGACAUCAUAGGCGGUAAAAAUUGUUUGGUUUUAAUACAUGAUAGUCAUCUCAUUAUAUAACAUUAUGCUGUGCAACCCAUUUAUAAUGGUCAUUCAG